Drosophila kikkawai is the source of this 1000-nucleotide messenger RNA. RefSeq names its product TweedleY (gene TwdlY). The record is from RefSeq and is a predicted model, not a curated record. NCBI's taxonomy places the organism in Eukaryota, Metazoa, Arthropoda, Insecta, Diptera, Drosophilidae.
UUCAACGAAGAGCAGCCAACGACAGCUACCCUAGGAUCACAGAGGAUUACUUCGAUUUUUUUUUACGUUUCGGUUAAAAAAAGAGCAAAGGAGACACCAACCAUGUUCGUUCAGCAAGUCUUGCUUGGAUGCCUGCUCCUGGUGGCGGCCACCCAGGCUCGUCCUCAAUACGGAUACGAGCACCCGGUCGGCGGCAUUGGCUCCCCGUCGGACAUCUUCCUCGGCGGCGGUGGAUCGAGUUCCUCUGGCCUCGGCAUUGGGGGCUCCGGCAUCGGUUCGGGCUCUGGUUCCGAUACCGGCCUGGUAGCCAUCCAGCCGCAUCGCGGCGGCGACAAGUACCUGCCCCCGGCCAGCACCACCCAGGCGCCGAUCAUCAACAAGAAGUUCUAUCUGGUGUCCGCUCCCGAGGACCACAGCAACGACGGCAAGGUGAAGCAUUUGGUGCUGGGACGUCCCCAGAAGAACUACCGUGUUGUGUUCAUCAAGGCCCCGGCCGGCGACAAUGCCAAUGUCAAGUAUUCGGCCGAAUUUGCGCCGCAGGAGGAGAAGACCGUCAUCUAUGUGCUGAGCAAGAAGGACAACGAUCUGGAUGCCAGCGAUGUGGCCACCCCGGCACCGACGCAGCCCAGCAAGCCGGAGGUGUUCUUCAUCAAGUACAAGACCGAUGACGAGGCCAAGCAGGCGCAGCAGGAGAUCCAGGGACAGUAUGACAAGCUCGGUGGCACCAAUGAGUACCAGGAGGACAACAAUGCCCCCAUUACCUCGGUGAUCGGCAGCCUCGAUGGCCUGAAUCCCGAUGGUAGCUACAACUACCGGCAGAUUGCCAAUCGUCCCCCGAGCGCCCAGUAUCUGCCCAGCCUGCUGAAGCACUAGAGGAUUACCACCGCCACCUAAAUACCCACAAUAUCAGCAGAAUCACCUCCCAAAAAACACCCAAAAAGAAACCCCAUCCCAGACCCUUGUUGUGUUGCGUAAUUUUAAGAAAACUUUUCUAUUUUUU